AUGAAUGGAAUUUAAAUAAGAAAAAAUAAUGAAUAAAAAAUACCAGAAUAUUAUACAAAUCUAUUAGAAAUUCAGAAGUUGUUUUAAAGUUAUCAUUUAUCUACAAAAAGUAAGAGAAGUAGUAAUUCAGAAAAAAGAACAAAAGAGAUUAAAAUUUAAAAUAUUUUGACAGAGUACCUUAAAAAAACCAAAAAAUGUCAAUCAAAAGAAACUUCUACUCCUAUAGUCAAUUUAUAACAUGAAUUAAAAUAGUAAAGUGUAAAUCAACAAACCAAUCAACUAAAUCAAAUUUUAAUAAAUACUUCAUCUACUAUUGAUUCUUUGAAAUAGUCAAAAUCUAAGGAGGAUGAACGAAUAGGCCCACAACAAUUUUUAUUAGUUGGACUCUUAGGCAGAGGAAGUUUUGGAGAAGUAUAUCUUGUAUAAAGAUAGUAGAAAUUAUAUGCUAUGAAAGUGCUACGAAAAAGCUUAAUUUUCAAGUAAAACAUUUGCAGAUACGCAAUAACUGAGAGAAAUGUCUUAUCAGUAUCUUCACAUCCAUUCAUUGUUAAAUUAAGAUAUGCCUUUUAGACCUAGGAUAAAUUAUUUAUGAUAUUAGACUAUUGUCCAGGUGGUGACUUAGGUUAGGUCUUGACUAAGUAAAAACGAUUGCCUGAAAAUGUAGUCAAGCUGUAUAUGUGUGAGGUAAUAUUGGCAUUAGAGGAUCUCCAUAAAAGAGACAUAAUCUUUCGAGAUUUGAAGCCAGACAACAUUGUACUUGAUUCGGAAGGUCAUGCUUUGAUAACAGACUUUGGCCUAUCGAAAGAAGGAAUUUUUGAUGCUGAUAAAGGAGCUUAAUCCUUUUGUGGUUCAGUAGCAUAUUUAGCUCCAGAAAUGCUACAAAGACAAGGACAUGGGAAGGCUCUAGAUUGGUAUUUACUCGGAGUUGUUAUGUAUGAACUCUUAACUGGAUUGCCUCCUUUUUAUUCAGACGAUAAAGAUGUCUUAUUUAACAAUAUUUAGAAUGGGGAGCUUCAAAUUCCAAAUUACAUUUCUGCAGAAGGGAAGAACCUUUUGAAAGCACUAUUGAACAGAAAUCCAGUAAAUAGAUUGGGAUCUGGAGAAGGGGAUUAUUUGGAAGUGAAAUAACAUCCUUAUUUUCAAGACAUAAAUUGGGAUAAAGUAUUUAAUCGAGAACUCAAGUUGCCCAAGCCUACUAAUAAUAAGGCGUAUUUGAUAUCAAAAGGGGGGUAGAAUGUGUUUGAUUUGCAAAGUUUCAUUGAAAUAGAAAAAUCUCAUGUUGAUGGAUGGUCAUACAUUCAUACAGAAUGA
Messenger RNA from Paramecium tetraurelia, 1311 nucleotides. RefSeq lists its product as uncharacterized. NCBI's taxonomy places the organism in Eukaryota, Ciliophora, Oligohymenophorea, Peniculida, Parameciidae. The transcript has 3 exons. The record is from RefSeq and is a predicted model, not a curated record. Gene Ontology annotation, biological process: protein phosphorylation. Gene Ontology annotation, molecular function: protein serine/threonine kinase activity; ATP binding.